This is a messenger RNA of Pteronotus mesoamericanus, 2196 nucleotides long. Its product is annotated as holocytochrome c-type synthase. Gene Ontology annotation, cellular component: mitochondrion. Gene Ontology annotation, biological process: cytochrome c-heme linkage. NCBI's taxonomy places the organism in Eukaryota, Metazoa, Chordata, Mammalia, Chiroptera, Mormoopidae. The record is from RefSeq and is a predicted model, not a curated record. The coding region runs from base 153 to 971 and encodes 272 amino acids. Gene Ontology annotation, molecular function: holocytochrome-c synthase activity. The transcript is spliced from 7 exons.
GACCGCGGCGUCAGCGGUGACCGAUCGAGGGGAGGGCGGCGGCGGCGGCGGCAGGUCGCUGACGCUCCGGACCAGUGUUGGAAGUGACAGGCGGGGCCGGCCGCCCAGAGCGGGAGUCAGGAUUGUUCGGAUUCAACACUGCGGUUCCUACCAUGGGUUUGUCUGCAUCCACCCCUGCUGCUGCAAUCGGGACCUCAAGCGCCUCAGAGCACCAGACUGCAUCCCCGCCUUCAGGAUGUCCGAUGCAUGAAGGGAAAAUGAAAGGUUGUCCAGUGAGUGCACAGCCAUCUGACCCAGCCAGUAAGAGCCAGACCUACUCAGUGCCUGCCCACCAAGAACGCGCAUAUGAGUAUGUGGAGUGUCCUGUUACGGGCGCCAUGGUUGUGAAUAAGGAGAACCUAGAUCCUUCUAAUCUGAUGCCACCACCCAACCAGACACCGGCCCCUGACCAGCCGUUCCCACUCUCUACUGUGAGAGAGGAGUCGUCCAUUCCGAGAGCAGACUCGGAGAAAAAGUGGGUUUAUCCUUCUGAGCAGAUGUUCUGGAAUGCGAUGUUAAAGAAGGGGUGGAGGUGGAAGGAUGACGACAUCAGUCAGAAAGACAUGUAUAAUAUCAUCAAGAUCCACAAUCAGAACAACGAGCAGGCUUGGAAGGAGAUUCUGAAGUGGGAAGCCCUUCAUGCUGCGGAAUGUCCUUGCGGUCCCUCGUUGGUCCGGUUCGGAGGGAAAGCCAAAGAGUACUCACCGCGGGCGAGGAUCCGCUCCUGGAUGGGGUACGAGUUGCCUUUCGACAGGCACGACUGGAUCAUCAACCGUUGUGGGACGGAAGUCAGAUACGUCAUUGACUACUAUGACGGUGGCGAGGUCAACCAGGAAUACCAGUUCACCAUCCUGGACGUCCGGCCCGCGUUCGAUUCGCUUUCAGCGGUGUGGGACAGAAUGAAGGUCGCCUGGUGGCGCUGGACCUCAUAACCACUGCUUUGUUAGAGAUGGGAAAAUAUAAACUAUUUUUUUCCUAAAGGAUACAUUAAACUAUUUUCCCCAAGCUGAAUUGCACUUAUGAUGUACUGGGAAGGUCAAGUGGGCGAUGACCUUACACUUGACCGAGCGAAGGACAGCGUGCACGUGCUUUUUUGAGUUGUGUCUUCACGCUGCAGUUUAUUACAGAUCAUGUUAGGUUUCCUUCCCGCUUAGCUUAAGUGGGAAGCAGUUCCUUCAUUUUCCCUUUAAUGGCAGGAUGGUCCGUGUAUUUGAUCUAGGAAAGUCGGAACAACCUCUGAAAAAGCACUUUUCCCUAAAAUAUGAAGAGAGCUGCUUUUUUGCUUACUGUUUUCUCUUGAAUAUUUGAGAUGUAGCCCUAAAAACUCAUGUGAUGCUCAGGAGCUUUUAUCUGGUCCAAUAUUUUAAUUAGAGCUGUUCACUUAGGCUUUUUAAAGAGUUCCCAGCAUUUCUAAAGUCCCCGUGGUAGAGUAGUAACCCCUGACAGAAACGCCAAGGUUUACGCUGAAAUACACUCAGCAAAACUAAGCUGUGUCUUGGAUCUCCAAGUUCUUACAGGAGUGUCUCACAUACAACCUUGUUAGAGACAAGUGUCGACUGCCCUGUGAGUUAGUGGUGCCUGUGCAUUAGAAUAUGUGUUUUAACUUGCAUUUUAAUUCCCAUUGUUCUGAUACGUAACUGCUCCCAACAAGCAGGUCUCAUUGUCCCUGGUGUUUGACAAGGUGGCCUACUUUUGAGGCCCACUCCUGUCUGCACUUGGCCUACUCCAAAGCCUGAUGGUCUGGCUCUAAGACAUGACUGUAUUUUGCUGAAUGUUCGAACUCGCAGAGAGUAUUUUUCCCAAAGGACAGUAUUUGCAUCAACUCCCUGUCUCAGUUCAGAUAUUUUCUAAGGGAGCCCUAAGUUUCCCUUUGAAAUUCGCGAUACUGGUAAUCCACAAACGGGUUGUUUCUCUUAGCACAGCAUGUGAUAAGUAACUUUUGGGGUUUUUCUUUUUUUGAGUUGAUAAUAUUAACUCCUUUCAUUUCUCCUAAAUACUGGAAUUGUUAAAUCAGUAGAUGGAAUUCACAGUCUGGGGUGAUCAAUUUGGUGUGGAUUUCUUUGUUGUGAUAGCUUUGUGUGGAGUUUGUUUGAAAUCCAAUAAUCUUCAGCCCUCCUACAGUUCAAGAUAUUUGUAUAUUUUAAAAUAAAAUAAAGC